AACAGUCCCAUAAGAGUUCUUACCCCCUACAAAAGCAUUCCCAGCAAUUGAAACAAGAACAGACAAUUUCUCUUUUUUCUGGAACUUGGGCUCCUACUGUCCAAGGACUCUUACCCGACCUUGGCAAACAUCAGUCUUCUUCAGGGUGACCCUGUACUCAGUCAUUGUUCAGGCUUUGCCUAGAUGGCUCCCACCAGGGUAAUCUCAAAAAUAUGGGCCGCAAGUACAAAUCUCAGCCAAAUUAUACCCCUAUGUCCCCAAAUUAUCUGAAGUUAAUAUGUAAAUGUGGUGCUGCCUUGCUCAGUCCACGCCUAUUGGUCUCCAGCAGAUGACAGCAGAGAGCUGACUCUGUUACCUUCCUUCUUUCCUAGGCUUCAGGCCACAGGGCUUACCAUACUGACUGACUUCUCUGAGUUUUUACAAGUCAAAUUGUUAAUUAGUUAGUGUUAAAAUCAAUUAAAAGUGAGUUUUUAAGAAAUGCAGCACUUGGCUCAUCUUUUCUUUGACUGAACGAUCACAAUAACAGAGUAAGACAGACAUUUCUAGGUGGUUAAACCUCCUAGAAAAACAUGCAUAAACGAUUUUGAAGAAAUUAGAUUGUAAUUAAGUUAAUUUAUUAAUGAUUGAUGUCUAAUUGUUAUAAUUCCAGUCAUGGAUAACUCAGAUCCUUCUUAAGUAGUGUCACUGUGAUGGUUAGAUACCACAGGGAUGAGCAGCCAUAUAUAUUAAAAAAAAAACCCAACUAGACAGUGAUGUCAGAGGUAACAAAACCAAUCAAACCUCUUCCUUUUUAGCUAAUUUGCCGGCUAUAAUUCUAUUGCUGAAGUGGAGCAGUGGUGAAAGUGGGAUGGUAUCAAGAGUCCUCACCAGUACAUUUUUUGGCUCCAACUAUCAAGAGAUUGGCCCCCAGUGGUGACUCCUCCUACAAUUUUGUGUAGAAUUAUGGCUUGUGUAAAAUGGGGACAGGCACACCUUCAUCACCACUCCUAUGAGGUCUGGGGAGGAGCUGAAGAGAAACAAUAACUACACAGCCCGGCACUUUGCUAUUUAUAAAGUCCUGUGUAGACUUCUGGAACUUCGUUAUUAGAAGAGAGGGUGUGAAUAGAAUAGCAUAGCUAGAGAAAUAGAUACAAAAACAGAGAGAAAGGAAGAGAGGGAUGGGGGAGUGAGAGAGGGAAAGUAGGAGAAAGAAACAGAAAGACAGACUGGGAGAAGGUGAAACAGGCAGAGGGAAAGUGUUGAGGGGAAAGGGAAAAACUUAUUGGGGGACAGAGUGAGGUGGGAGAGACACAAUGGAACUGCUCUCCUGGCUCGGGUCCCAGCUCCCAUCCUUCUGGAACAGCUUCACAACACUUGGCCUCUCUUUUGCUGUCUUUAUCCUGCUUUUCGAUCAUAUGAAGCGCAGAAAGAGAUGGAACAACUAUCCCCCGGGUCCUGUCUCCUUCCCUUUCGUUGGGAACUUGCUGCAGGUCAAUUUCCAAUGUCCUCGCCUUGCUUUAACUGAGCUCAGUGAGAAGUUUGGAAAGAUCUUCUCUCUUCAGGUUGGAUGGAAAAAUGUGGUCCUGCUGAAUGGGUUAGAAGCUGUAAAGGAAGCAUUGGUCCAGAGAUCAGAAGACUUUGCUGAUCGACCACCCUUUUCUUUAUUUGACCAUAUGGGCUAUAGAAAAAACUGUGAAGGGAUAAUGAUGGCAAGGUAUGGCCAUGGCUGGAAGGAGCUGAGGAGAUUCACACUCUCCACCUUGAGGAAUUUUGGGCUGGGGAAGAAAUCCCUGGACCAGCGUGUGACUGAGGAAGCUGGAUGUCUAUGCUCUGCGUUCAGUUCUAAAGAUGGCCAUCCUUUCAAUCCACGCUUCCUCAUAAACAGUGCCGUCGGCAAUGUGAUGUGCUCCCUCACUUUUGGCAACCGCUUUGAGUACAACAACGAGAAAUUCCAGAGGAUGCUACACCUGAUAGAGGAGGCUUUCAAUAUAGGAGCUGGAAUCAUGUCCCAGAUUCUGGACAUGAUGCCUUGGUUGUUGUAUAUUCCUGGGCCUCAUCAUAACAUCUUCCAACCCUAUACUGAUAGCUUUGACAUCCUAAGGGAGAUUGUGAAGGAGCACAAGGAGACUCGGGAUCCAGGCUUUACCAGAGACUUCAUUGAUGCUUUUCUGGAGGAGAUAGAAAAGGCUAAAAUGGAUCCAGAGAGCACUUUCAAUGAGGACAAUCUGAUCUUUACAGUUUUUGACCUGUUUGGUGCUGCCACUGAAACAACCACUGUAACCCUGUGCUGGGCACUGCUGUACAUGCUUCACUAUCCUGAUGUCCAAAGUCGUCGCAUGUGUCUGGGGGAGCAGCUGGCCAGGAAGGAGCUCUUUCUCUUCUUCACAACCCUCCUGCAGCAUUUCACUUUCCAUAUCCCUGAGGGUCAGCCCAGGCCACGGGAUGACGGGCGUUACAUCCUCAUACAUUCCCCAGACUCCUACGAGCUGUGUGCCAGCCCCAGAUAAUGUGUUCCAGGCAUGAGCUGCCAGAUCUGCGUUGAUCUGAGCUAAAGCUUCCACAGAAGAGCAAUAUAGGAAACACUUUUUUGAGAUUGAAAUAACUUUAUCUAAGUGUUUUGAAGUUUGUAAAGAAAUUAUGGCAGAGACUUAACGACACAUGAACUUUGGAUUCAAGAUGCCAACCAGAACAAUCGAUAAUUAAAAUAUUUGAUGUAUUACUUAAGAAACAAACCCAACACAGCCAAAGCUAUAGUGAUAACUGGGAAAAUGGAACACACUGGAAACCAUAUUGGAAAAAUCAUGGAACCAACAAUAGGUCAGAAGCCUCAGUUCGGCCCCUUUUCUUUUAUGCUGUAUAGCUUCCCCCCCUUUCUCAUACCUUUUUGUGUCUUCUUAGGUUAUGAAUGCUUCAGGGCAGGGAGCUCUCUUCUCACACAUUUGCAAAGCUCCUAGCCCACUUUGGUGCCACAUAAAUAAGAACAAAUUAUAAUAGUUUUAGAACUGAUGCUAGCAGUCAAAUGAGAUUUCAGGAUAAGGUGCGGAGAUAAACCUCUAUCAUGUCACUAUGUGCUGAUCAUUUUAAGAUGCAACAGCAAAUCUUACAGCACUCCCAUUUAAAAUCCCAAAGUCGAUAAAAUGGGAAACACUAAACAGAGCCAUGCUGCCUAUGUAAUUCAACAGCUGUUAUUUAUAACAUACCGGCUGGGAUUGCUGUAGAGUCCAGGAGCAAAUGUAAUCCCUGUUUAUAAGGUUCCUCAGAAGUUAAACCACAGUUGAAUUUGGGCCUAGAUUUUUUGGGAACCUUUAGUGAGAAUAAAACAAUUUGGUCUUGGGCUGUCCUGCAAAAAUCAUUGGGUCAAAUUCAGCCCUGAGGUAAGCAGAUACAACGCCACUGGUUUAAAUGGCAUUGCACCUGCAUAUGCCAUGCCUAACUUUGGCCCUUUGUGUCUGUUCCUUUACUUGGAUUAAACAAUGAACAUCCAGCAACCAAAACCAUCAAUUUGAGGUUCACUAUUGCAGCUCAGGAACAAAACGCAACUAAUCCCAGGUAUUGUUAAAUAAAGCGUGUGGUAGCCUGACAAGGCAUAAACUUACUAAUAUGAAACAUGGGAACACGGCCAAAACUUUGCUGAAUCUGGUACGCAGACAGGUGAAUCAUCUAAUUUAUUAUCCUUUGUACUAUAUAUAUUUCCUGUAUAAAUCUUAGUCAUUUAAUCCCUGUUUAUUGUAUUAUUCUUUCUACUUGUGUGAUGGUCUAACUGUAGUUUACUUAAAGGUCAACACUUCCCUUGCACUUUCUUUUUUUCUGUGACUCAAAAAUAUAAACUAUAAAUAUAUUAAAAAGCCAGACAGCACUUCCUAUUGUCUUUGCAUCAUUCAUAAAACACAGAGAAACCGGAACGAAUAUCCCCUUCCUCACUGUAGUCUUGAGAGGGGGGCUCUUCUGUCCCCUCAUGAAGAGUAGCUAACAUUGGAUACAUUAAUAGCAGCCUACGGCAUUGCCUGCCUAGGAAAGUUUUACCAGUUAUACUGGUAUAAUUAUAUUGGUAUGUAGAAUUGUGCAAAUAACUGACUUUUUCAGUUCUGUGGCCAAACC
Molecule: messenger RNA, 4077 nt
Organism: Trachemys scripta elegans
Lineage: Eukaryota; Metazoa; Chordata; Testudines; Emydidae
Product: cytochrome P450 2D14-like
Exons: 7
Coding region: 1293-2486 (397 amino acids)
Biological process (GO): xenobiotic metabolic process
Cellular component (GO): cytoplasm; intracellular membrane-bounded organelle
Molecular function (GO): iron ion binding; oxidoreductase activity, acting on paired donors, with incorporation or reduction of molecular oxygen, reduced flavin or flavoprotein as one donor, and incorporation of one atom of oxygen; heme binding
Source: RefSeq, a predicted model, not a curated record